Molecule: messenger RNA, 1575 nt
Organism: Aspergillus clavatus NRRL 1
Lineage: Eukaryota; Fungi; Ascomycota; Eurotiomycetes; Eurotiales; Aspergillaceae
Product: putative Golgi matrix protein
Exons: 7
Coding region: 1-1575 (524 amino acids)
Biological process (GO): Golgi organization; endoplasmic reticulum to Golgi vesicle-mediated transport
Cellular component (GO): Golgi apparatus
Molecular function (GO): small GTPase binding
Source: RefSeq, a predicted model, not a curated record
AUGCCUGAAGGAGGCACCAAAACGAAGAAGAACAAAAAGAACAGAAGCAAUGUGAAACCCAAGGACGGGGAGGGCGACAGAUUAAACGACCAAUCUCUCAUCGAACAAAGCAACGAGCAAUAUGAUAAUAUUUCUGGCACGCGAGGAGUGGACACGGAGGCGACGAAUGAAACCACAGAUGGUGGGAGAUCCGAAAAAAUCGAUGAUAUACACGAUUCGCUCAAUGCAUCUACGAACACCAGCACCGGCGAUGAAACCGCAAAAGAAAGCGCCGUUGCAGAGCCACCCUCGUCGGACCGGUUUGAUGCCCUUGUUCGAGAUCGAGACUCUCUCCGCGCCGAAGUGACGGACAUGCGCAAGUCAUUGGAGGAAAUACAAUCCAAACACUACGCAGAGAUGGAAACCCUGCAACAAAAGUUGGCGGAUGCCGAAAGCAAGAAGGACCACGCAGAGACGCAAUUCCAGAAGCUCUUAGAGAGAGUAAAUACCAUCAAAGCGCAGCUGGGUGAAAGACUCAAAGAAGAUGCAGAAGAGCUUGCCCUAGCCAAUUCCAAGAUCGAGGAACUCGAGGAACACAAUUCAAGCCUGAAAGAAGAACUAGACUCGAGGAAUUCGGAGGUAACCCGGCUCUCCAAAGAAAACGAGCAGAAAACAAAUGAAAUUGCCACGCUCAGAACUCGAACAACGCUGUCCCAGCAAAAUUGGCUAAAGGAAAAAAAAGAGCUGCUGGAACAAGAAUCAUAUCUCCAGUCUGAAUUCGAGCAAGCUAAAGAGGCCAUGCAUAACUGGGAAGUUCUCGCCAUGGAGGAGCGAUCUAUCAGAGAGGGCCUCGGAGAGAAGGUUAUUGACCUUGAAGAACAGCUCGCUACCCUUCGAGAUGCUCAUGAAACAGUCACUGCGGACCGCAAUUCUCAACUAGCCACAGUGGACGGGUUACAACGUGCGCUGCAAGAGAUCCAAAUCGCUCGAAAACAAGAACUUCGUGAGCUUGUGGAAAGCUCUAAUACUCAGCUUGAGGAGCUACGACACACACUUCAAGGCGCUGAGAACAAAGCUACUGAAGCUGAAAAAGCUCUUCAAGCCGCACAACAGGAGCUUGAAAGGGUCAGGCCAUUUGAGAAGGAAGUGAAAGAGAAGAAUCUCCUCAUAGGAAAAUUAAGACACGAGGCAGUGACUCUGAACGAUCAUCUAACCAAGGCCCUACGAUUUCUCAAAAAGGGUCGGGCGGAGGAUAAUGUGGAUAGACAUAUUGUAACUAAUCACCUGCUGCAUUUUCUGGCCCUCGAUCGGUCAGACCCAAAAAAGUUUCAAAUUCUGCAGCUUAUUGCGGCACUUUUGGGGUGGACAGACGAACAACGUGAGCAAGCUGGUCUAGCACGCCCAGGAGCCUCGAGUGUGGGUGGCAAGCUCAAAGUACCGAGCAUAUCCAUGCAUCGUACACCCAGCACACCCACAUUAGCCACUGAAUUUAUGGAUAAUGGGCACUCCUCGAAGGAGUCACUGGCAGAGCUGUGGUCCAAUUUUCUUGAGCAGGAGUCACAGGCGAAUCGAAAUCAGGAAACACCCAAACCAUGA